UUAGCCGCUUUACUCCUUCCGGCUUGGAAGUCGGCGCUAAACCCUCUGCAACUCUUAAACCCUAACCCCGCAUCAUCGUCUCCCUUCCUCCCUCGUUUGCUCGCUCAAUGUCCGCAAUAGCUAGCAGAGCAAGAGCAAAUCCUCUUCUAGUGUCUUUUCCACACUUCCUCACAUGGCGAGCUCUCGGGUUUCGCACCAUUUGCAGCGGCAGGCUCGGGUUCGCGUCUUCGGACUCGUGCCCGCCCGUCGCCGGAACUAAGGUUGAUUAUCAAGAAAAGCAAUUUGCUCAAGGUGUGAUUCCAAAUACAUUCAUGCGGAGGGAGGGAGCUCCAAAAGAACGUGAGCUUUUAUGUGGUCGACUCAUUGAUCGACCCAUACGGCCACUCUUUCCUCCUGGAUUUUACCAUGAGGUCCAGGUAAUGGCAAGUGUUCUUUCUUCUGAUGGGAAACAAGAUCCAGAUGUAAUGGCAGCUAAUGCUACAUCUGCUGCUCUUAUGUUAUCAGAUAUUCCUUGGGGAGGGCCAAUUGGAGUUAUACGGAUAGGGAGGAUUUGUGGGCAAUUUAUUGUUAACCCAUCCAUGGAUGAGCUUAGCUUAAGUGAUCUUAACUUAGUGUAUGCCUGUACAAGGGACAAAACAAUGAUGAUGGAUGUGCAAUCUCGUGAGAUCUCAGAAAAGGAUCUAGAGGCUGCAUUAAGAAUGGCUCAUCCGGAGGCUGUUAAAUACCUUGAACCUCAAAUUAGACUUGCUGCCAAAGCUGGUAAACAGAAGAAGGAAUAUAAAUUGUCCAUGGUCACGGGUGCAACGUUGGAAAAAGUCAGUAACUUGGCUGCAGCACCUAUUGAAGCCGUUUUUACUGAUCCUUCAUACGGAAAGUUUGAACGUGGAGAGGCUCUUGAUAAGAUUGCACAAGAGGUGAAAAGAAAACUGGAAGAAGAAUGUGAUGAAGAAAGCCUGAGAGUUCUACCUAAGGCAGUAGACACAGUGAGGAAAAAGGUAGUUCGAGAAAGGAUAAUUGCAGAAGGAGUUAGAGUUGAUGGGAGACGUCUUGAUGAGGUUAGGCCUAUAUAUUGUGAAGCUGAUCAUUUACCUAUAUUACAUGGAUCGUCACUUUUUUCCCGUGGAGAUACUCAGGUUCUUUGUACUGUGACACUUGGUGCACCAGGAGAUGCACAGCGCUUGGAGUCCCUUGUUGGUCCCUCAACGAAACGCUUCAUGCUUCACUAUAGUUUUCCUCCAUUUUCUAUUAAUGAAGUUGCUAAACGAGUUGGCUUGAACAGGCGUGAAGUUGGGCAUGGAACUCUUGCAGAGAAAGCCCUGCUUGCUGUGUUACCUCCUGAAGAUGAUUUUCCAUAUACUGUCCGUAUCAAUUCAGAAGUCAUGGCCUCUGAUGGUUCAACAUCAAUGGCAACUGUUUGUGGAGGCAGUAUGGCUUUGAUGGAUGCUGGCAUUCCAUUACGAGAACAUGUAGCAGGUGUUUCAGUGGGUCUUGUUAGUGAUAUUGAUCCAUCAACUGGUGAAAUUAAAGACUAUCGUAUACUAACAGACAUUUUGGGCUUGGAAGACCACUUGGGAGAUAUGGACUUCAAAAUUGCUGGUACACGAAAUGGAAUCACGGCAAUUCAGUUGGAUAUAAAACCUGCUGGGAUUCCUUUAAACAUAAUCUGUGAGUGUUUAGAACCCGCUUUUAAAGGCCGCCUUCAAAUUCUUGACCACAUGGAACGAGAGAUUAGUGCACCACGCAUUCAAGAUGAUAGAAAUUCCCCGCGGUUAGUUACCUUGAAGUACAGCAAUGAUGCUAUUCGCCGACUGAUUGGGCCGAUGGGUGCUCUCAAAAGGAAAAUUGAAGAGCAAACAGGGGCAAGGAUCUCUGUAGGUGAUGGUACACUUACCAUUGUUGCUAAGAAUCAGUCUGUAAUGGAAAAAGUUCAAGAUAAGGUUGAGUUUAUAGUUGGCCGGGAGAUUGAAGUUGGAGGAAUCUACAAAGGCAUUGUAACGUCAAUUAAAGAAUAUGGUGCUUUUGUGGAGUUCAAUGGUGGUCAGCAAGGCUUGCUACACAUAUCCGAGCUUUCCCAUGAACCAGUCUCCAAAAUUUCAUAUGUGUUAUCAGUUGGUCAGCAGCUUUCUCUGAUGUGUAUAGGGCAGGAUGUUCGUGGUAACAUUAAACUAUCUCGUAAAGCUACCUUACCACGACCGGCACAUGAGAUGAAAAUGUGUUUGACAAUCCUGUCCUCUUCCUAAAAAGCACCUAAGUUUGGCAUCAAUUGGGGAUUUCUCUAUGGUGAGGAGCAGCAGAAAUCGACCGUGGAAGAGUUGCCAGAUAUUAAAAUGAAACGUCUAGGGUAAACCUCCCCGCUCUGCAACUCUGCGGUAGUAAUUCGAAGUGUUGCUGAGUGUGAUGAGGCUGAAAAAGAUGAUGGUGUGAGUGAGAAUUCUAAGUCCAAACUAAAUCUGCUAGAAACAAAAAAGGAAUCUGAUACUGUCUUCAGAAGUGAGGAUGAAAGCGAGGAUAAGUACAAUUUUGCAUCUGAAGCACGCGGUGGGAAUGAAAUGGAUGAUAAAGAAGCUGAACUUGAUACUUCUUUGAAUGCAAGAAAGCUGAAAAUAGGAAUGAAGAUUACUGCCAAAGUUUAUCAAGUUCGUACACGUGGGUUAGUCCUUGAUUUGGGUGGAGGAAUCCGUGGAAUGUAUCGAUUUGAGGCUAAUGGCAAGAAAGAUUUUGAGCUAGGUGACACGUUGCACGUCAGAUGUUCGAGUUUUACCAGCAAAGGAAUUCCAGUUGUAUCAGUUGUAUACGAGGAAUAAUUCAAUACUAGCAUCGCCCCUGAAUAACAUAGUGGAGAUUUUUGCUGCUAGUAGAUAAACAGCCAUGCGAAAGAGUUCCUAUUCAAUUGUUGAAGAUGUCCUCGCAAACAAAAUCAGUUGAAGAGGCUUAUGUACAAAAUCAGUUGAAGAGGCUUGUGCUGAUUAAUCUGAACAACCUGGCAGAUCCUAUUUUGUUCUAGAGUAAGCUCUCGUCCUGCCUGGCCUCUGGAAAUAUUGCGAAUUCUGUUGUAAUCAUUCAGAUUUUUGAACAAAAAAGAUGCCGCAUCUUGAGAUGGGUAAUUUGCUUCUCAACCUCAAAAUUUUGGUAGCUAGGUUCUUUCCCCAUGUAUUUACUGUAAUUUUUUAUACUAACCGGAGCAGCUUUGAGCUCUGUUGCAGAAAUUUAUUCAGUUUAUCUAUAUAAUUGAAGAGGUGAGGGUAAAUAUAGUCAGUGUCAAUGGUUUUUGACCUGCUUAAAGUGUAUUUUACUCUCUUUCUGGAGACAUGAUCUUACCCCUUCCCUUUCCUUCA
Molecule: messenger RNA, 3335 nt
Organism: Carica papaya (papaya)
Lineage: Eukaryota; Viridiplantae; Streptophyta; Magnoliopsida; Brassicales; Caricaceae
Source: RefSeq, a predicted model, not a curated record